GUAUGGUAGCAUAGUAUGUCAGUAGUGUUUAGACUUAGAAACAUUAAAGAAUUUGAUAUGUAGAUUAUGUGCAAGUUAAUUUAAUAUUUUCGCAUUAUAAAUUGUAAUAUGACGCAGGGUAAUUAAAUUUAAAGAUUGGUUAAUCUCGAAAUGUGGUUGAACUGACUAUCAUUAUCAUUACUAUCGCCGUCUGUAUCACUAGUACUAGUAAUCAGUGAUGAGCAUAGAUUAAAAUUUACUUGUUUAUAUAUAUCUUAAGUUUCAACGUUUUUUUACGGUAGCGAUAUGAUGAUUAUAUGACAGAGGGCGGGCUUACGUUAAUUUGUAUUAUUGUUAUAGAAAAUGAUUUUAAAAAUAUAUAAUUGAAUAUUCAAUAUCAAGCGAUGUGUGAAAAUGAAGAAGCAGUUUUUCAGAGUUAAACAAAUAGCAGAUCAAACCUUCCUUGGGGCAGAGAAAACUGAAGUUUUGACAGAGGACCUGGUUAGUGCUGAGAAACGUGUAGAACUAAUUAAACAGUCAUGUCAAAACAUUGCAAAGAAAGCAGCAGGAUGUUUGGAAAGUGGAGGAAUGGAUCUUUUAGGUCCAGAAAAAAGACUGAAAAAGCUGAAGGAGAUUGUAUUAUCCCAGUGCAUGUUAGAGAGCAGUGGACUUCUGGGAGAAACUUCUAUUUUAGGCAUUAUCUUUGGGAAAAGUGCUUCACUCCAAGAAAAAUUAGGAAAAGAAAUACUGCAGUAUGAAAUGAGUGUUGAAGAACACCUUUUAACACCCAUUGGAGAGUUUCUCGAGAAUGAUAUUCCUAACAUCAGCAAGUUGAGAAAACAUUUGAACAAAUUAACAUUAGACAUGGAUUCAGCACGGUCUAGGUAUCAGACGGCCAUUCGACACAGCAACCAACAAACAGGAGGGGGAUUAAACAAUGCAGCAGCCAAAGCAGAUGUUGUGAAGGAAGAAUUAGAAGAUGCUUCACUGAAAGUAGAGCAGUGUAAGGAUAACUUAGCAGCAGAGAUGUAUGCACUUCUUAGAAAAGAACCUGAAUUUGCCAAACUGUUUGUAGACUGGUACAAGUUUCAAGCAAAUUAUCAUCACAAAAUGUUGAAUAUUUUAGAAGAGUGUAUCCCUUCAUUGGACAGCGUUAUUAGUGAGUAUCCGUUUACUUUCAUUAAACACGGUCUCUUUAGAAUAGCUGGAAGUGCAUUGAAAGCGAAAAAAUUGAAAAAUUCCUUUGAUGCUGGUAUUAUAUUUGACUUGGUAGAGUAUGCUCGAGAUCCUCACUGUGUUGCAGGAGCUCUAAAGUCUUAUUUGCGUGAACUACCUGAACCUCUCUUGACCUUUGAUCUUUACGAAGAAUGGACAAAUGCAGCUAAAACAGUUGAUCCAGAGGCGAGGCUUCAAGCACUGUGGCAGGUACUGUUGCGUUUACCUGAAGCCAACCAUAACAAUCUAAGGUACAUCAUUAAAUUUCUAGCAAAGUUAGCUACCAAUUCUGAUGUAAACAAGAUGUCACCUCAAAAUAUAGCCAUAGUCUUUGCUCCUAACCUUAUCUGGGGACCUGAUCAGGUCUCCAUGCAGUUUAGUAUGAACAUGUCAGUUGCCAAUGUGCACAGCAUCAUUGUUGACUCCUUGGUAAGCCAUGCUGAUUGGUUCUUCCCUGGAGAAAUACAAUUUUAUGUUACAUCACCACCAGUUUCAGUAGAUUCAAGUAAAAACUUAGCACCAGACAACCAGCAAAAGUACCCAGCAUGUAACGGAGACUUGGAUUCAGACCAAGGAGGAAGCUUGCCUGACAGUUUAACUACAAGUCCAGUAACUAACAGUCCAAAACCUACACAUCGACCAAGCAAGAAACCUGCUCCUCCAACUCCUGGUGGUCAGCAAAUUGAAAGUAUUGGAGUAUCAGAAAGAACAAUAUCUCAGAACCACGAUGAACAUUCCCAUAUUCACUGUGUGCCACCCACUUCUUUUGAGAAGCUUUCAAAGUCUGAAAACAUUGAUCUGGCAACAUCGACAGUCUUACAAAAGGUCGUUGAACCUUCGGGAAAACCAGAGUGCCCUUUCAUCGUGCAGUCACAUGAAAAUAUGUCUGGUAAUGUUAUAGAUAAAGUUCCUCUGACCAGGAUCGAAAAACCUGAGAAACCAGAAAAGCCAACUAAGUUGUUAUUGUAUUCUACCAAUUCUUUAGAUCAUAAACGUAAAUUAUGGAAAGGAGAGAAGCCACCAUUAGCUCCUCGUCACACAAAGUUAAGUAAUCAUACUGAGAAAUCGAGUGUUCCUCUUCCUGGUAUUUCCCUGAGAAAUCACAUAAGUCCUAUUGAGAAAUUCUCUUCAGCACCUCCUGAAAAACCAAGCAAACCAGAAAAACUGACAAAACCAGUUAAAUUUUCUGAAUCUUUCAAGCAAUUGUCACAGCCUGAAGAUGAUGAGAAAAAUUCCAGUCACAAGUUUUUGUUCCGAGAAACAGUAACAAAAAACUUGGCAGAAUCAAAAGUGCUGCUAGUUAAAAAUUCAAGCAGUAAUGAAGAGGACACAUUAAGACCGUGUGAACAUGAAGGUGCAGACAAAAGUGAAAAACUGAGAUUUUUUCAGUUGCAGAAGAGUAACUGUGAAGAUUUAAAAAUUGCUGAAACAGUAUCUCAAGAUGUGAAAACCACUGGUUCAGGACAUGCAUCCAAACAGAAUAGAUGGAGCUUCCUUACAUCCCAUUCAGCUGAAAAAACACCAGAGAAGCCACCUCGCAUUAUUCCACCAUCCAAUGAAACUAGUAACAAAGACUGGGAUUUAACUGAUUCUCCUAGUGACUUAGAAGAGACUAAGACUUGUUUUGACCUCUCUUGCCAAAAACCGAACCACCAGAACGCCCAUCUCGAAGCAUUCAUGUUGAACCAGAAGUUUCAGUUAAUCAGUCUGUUGAAAAACCAUACUGCACAAUUAUCCAUAUUGGAGGGUCAGAAAGCACAAAAGUGUUAUCUUCCCCUAGUUUUAUACGUAGCAAACCACCCCGUCCUUUGCCUCCGGUCAAACCCAAGGUUAACAUUGUCAAUAAAGACUCUCAUCUGUAGGCUAUCUUUACAGCAUUUGCUUCAAACUAAAACAUGUAGAACUAGAUAUCACUGGCAGCUUACAAAAACCGAUUUUUUUCUGAGUUACCGUAGUGUAGCAGUGAUCCUUCUUCGUGCCUUACAAUAUUCUAGUUUGUUGUUUUGUCUCAAGAAAACUUAUAAAAGUUAUUUCAAAUCUAGUAGAGUUAAUGAUCAUACAGUAAAGUUUUAUAUAUUAUUAUUCUUUCUCUUGAGGCAUCUAUUCAAAGUGCUUCUGCAAAAUUAACAAAAAAAAAAAACAGCUUAGCUUUGUGGGAAAGUAAAACUUGAAGUGAUGUUAAACAUAAUCAUAGGGAAACUAGUUUUAUUUUGAAGCAGUGCUUUAUGAUAGAAACAGUUGUUCAUUCAAACUAGCAUAGCAAUAACUUGGGUUGAAAAGUGACCUGUUGAUCGAUACUAAAAAAACAAAAGAGUAGUGUGAAAUAUAAUUUUCUGUCAGUGUUGAUAAAAUGAGUUAAGCCCCUGGUUUGGAUAACGUAUAUCUGUAAAAAUGAACAAGUUUUUCUUUUUGGACUGAACCAGUUCCUAUAUGAAUUUUUCUUUAUUUUAUAGUCAAAUAUUGAUGAUACAUGCUUAUUAUUUUUUCAAAAGUUUAAUAAUAGAUACAAAACCUUGUUUAAAUAAACUAUUUAAUAAUUACUCAACUGAAAAGUAUACUUUAAAUCUUGAACUGAUGGUAAGCAGUGUCAGUGAAAACAUGACUUAGGUGUAAAGCCAUGGGCACAAGCAUACUGAAUUGAUUAAACAAGUAAGAACUUACUCAAUAACCCCUAUUCUCCAGUACUUAAUACUUACUUUUAUAACAGACAGUAACCCCUCAAAAUGUGUAAAGGAUCACAUUUCAUAACAUAUUCCAUAAAUCCUCAAAUGAAAAUACUUUUCUGAGCCUGGUGCCCAUGGCUUUUUUUGUUUGAACUUUGGAGCUGUUUUUAAAUGUACGGAACACCUUUAUGUCGGAUGUGUACGUGUAAACAAAACACAUUAACAUAUGUACUAACUUAAUAUAACAUCUGAAGAACAAAUAGAUAUAAACAUACCAUCUUAAAAUUCUUCUAAUUAUGUAAAUAGAUGUGUUAUUAAUUUUGUGAAUUUGUAGUGGUGUGAUCACAAGGAAAUGAUGCUUCAAACAAUAAAUUGUACAUUGUCAUUGUGUAAAGAUGUACCAUACAGAAUAAUAUUGUAACUGUUCCUAAAGAAACAUGCAUGUGAGAUAUAUAUUGAGAAUACUCCACUAUUUUCAACACUGACUAAGGAAAGUUUGUAAAUGUUUUAAACUUCAAAAACCUGAAUAGUUAUGUGCUGUAAAAUCUUGGAAAGUGCAUUGAAGGUUCUAGACCAAUGGUUCCCAACCUUUUCACUAACAAGCACCCCUUUUAUUAUUAUUUUUUCCCCCACGGACCCCAUGUUUUUGAAAUAUUCCGUCUGCCCAACAAACUGUUUUUAUUAACUAAUAAUUAACUCGUUUUUCACUUUGAAGUAAAAGACAUAUAACUGAGUGUGCAAUUAACAGCAGUGUCAAAAAAUUUACUUGUUUAAUGAGAUUGUAUUAUCUUUGCAGACUGUAGAUGGCAGAUAAGGUUCCGAGUGUUUAAUUCAAGAAAAGAAAGUGUGUAAGGAUUUCAAAUAUUCAAUAGGUUCUGAAAUUAUUGCAAUUUUUUCGUACCUUCCUUUGUUUUCUUGGUCUUUGCUUCAUGAUGUCUUUGGCCUUGAUUUGCAUAUUGAUGUUAACUUUUCAUAAGUUUGUUUUAAAUCAAGAACCCAUCCCAAACAUCCUAUUCUGUUGAAUUUUAAAAACAUGUUGUAUAUAUAUAUAUUUACUUAUAAGCAAGUUGUGAGCCCAGGAGUGUUUUGAAUCAGUUUUCUUUCUGAUAAAAGGGUUAGCACACAGAAUCACUACAGAAAAGGUGUAAUAAAUUAAAAAAAUAAGACCCAAAACUCUCAACACUUUUGAACAGUUGGCUAUUCUUCAUGAGGGUAAAGAAUAAUAAUAAUAAUAAACUACUUGAAAGCGCUCGAGUUUCGGGACUUUUUCUGAUAUUCGUUGUAGUAGUUUAAUCUCAUACAAGUUAUACACGUGAAGUUCUUCCAAAUGUAAGAUUUCAUAGCUGAGUAUCAAUACAGACAGAUUUUCAUAAUCUAUUUUGAAUUAACAAGUGUAAACAAAACGUAAAAACACAUCCCCCGUGUAUUAUUUAGUUUUGAUUAUUUAAGUGUAAACAAAACGUAAAAACACAUCCCUCGUGUAUUAUUUAGUUUUGAUUAUUUAAG
Limulus polyphemus (Atlantic horseshoe crab) is the source of this 5363-nucleotide messenger RNA. Its product is annotated as rho GTPase-activating protein 17-like. The record is from RefSeq and is a predicted model, not a curated record. Gene Ontology annotation, cellular component: cytoplasm; intracellular anatomical structure. Bases 394 to 3321 code for a protein of 975 amino acids. The transcript has 15 exons. Gene Ontology annotation, molecular function: protein binding; GTPase activator activity. Gene Ontology annotation, biological process: regulation of actin cytoskeleton organization; positive regulation of GTPase activity; signal transduction. NCBI's taxonomy places the organism in Eukaryota, Metazoa, Arthropoda, Merostomata, Xiphosura, Limulidae.